Messenger RNA from Cynoglossus semilaevis (tongue sole), 3287 nucleotides. RefSeq names its product EvC ciliary complex subunit 1 (gene evc). Bases 176 to 3079 code for a protein of 967 amino acids. The transcript is spliced from 20 exons. Gene Ontology annotation, biological process: smoothened signaling pathway. The record is from RefSeq and is a predicted model, not a curated record. Gene Ontology annotation, cellular component: ciliary membrane; plasma membrane protein complex. Lineage: Eukaryota; Metazoa; Chordata; Actinopteri; Pleuronectiformes; Cynoglossidae.
GUUUACAACAUCAGUAAGUUAAAAUACAGUACAAACGCGAGCUGAAGAAAAUCAGGCGACAAAAGUAGUCAACUCGGUUUCCAGUUUCCAGAUCGAUGUAACCAGUGAUGCAGUUGCUGCAGUUGUGUUUUCCAAAAUACACAGUUGGAUCACACUGCGGUGGAUUUGCUACGAAAUGACUGGAAAAGAAGCGACAGCCGGAUGCGACGCGGACGCGACGGUGAUUUUCGCCGAGUCUGUGUAUGUCAACAUCGAGCUGCUGAGUGUGGCCACAGUGUGUGGAGCUCUGACCGGAGCUUUAGCCGCUGCUCUCCUCUACGUCUUCUGUCUGAAACCCCUGCUAAUCAACAGACAAGGCUACAAUGCAAGGAGACUGCUUGAACCUGACGAUGGGGAGCAGGACAACAACCACAGUGACUGUAUCAGCAACAGUAGGAAGGAGGUGCCUAGUGGUACCACCAAUGAAAAAGAAAAGAAGCAGCCACCCAUGAACAGUGACGUAGCAGCAUUUGCCUCCAGAGCAAAGGUGGUUUAUCCCAUCAACCAAAAAUACAGACCUUUAGCAGAUGGAGCGUCUAACCCAUCGCUACAUGAGCAGACCAGGUUGCCAACAGUGGCACACGAGGAGUCGUCUUCCUCCACAGGUGAAGACUCUUUGAGCCAAGAGCAGGACAAUGAUGACAGCAGUCACUUCAUCUCCUCCUCACUGGUCCCUAAGAGCCUACAGAACCAGAGCUUCACCCGGGUGUCUCACUACCCUCACACACUGACCCAGGCGGGUUUUGAAGGCAGGAUCAGCCUUUACUGUUUAGCUCUGCAGGACAUUCAGCAGCUUUGUUCUAAGCUACAGGAAGACAAAUACACAAUUUUUCUUCAAAUGCUGAAAAUGAUUUUUAGCAGCAGAUUCCCUAAAGACAAAAGCGAUGCAGACUUCUGCAGGAGAAUUCUUCAAGGGCAGGAAAAGAAAAUAAAUGAGCUUCAGAAACAGCCGUCAUCAGGCCAUAUUGCUGAGAGGAGCAAUGACUCUUCCUGUACAUUGGAGGAGAUCGAGCGAGCUCAGAAGGAUCUCUUUGAAAGCAGUCUUCAUAUGUCCAAAGGUUUUAGCAAACAGUUGGCAGACCUGUUUCACCAUCUCCUGGGAAAGACUAGCGUUUUCUCCCGGGAUGAAGCUCAGGAUGUGAUGCUGUCUCUUGUUCAGAGUCUCGUGUCGGUUGAAAACCACCUGGUGAAGACACAAGAGGCUGAGCUCAGAAGAAUCCAGGAGAAGCUGCUGUGGUGGGAGGAGCUGACGGGACUUCUUCAGUCCCAGCCAGCUGCACUGAAGAGAGAAGUUUGUCUGCGGCUGAGUUUGAUCACCACGACCCUGGAGCAGCUGACUAGUGAUGAUGUCUUGACCUUUAACCACAUGGAGAAGAUACUUUCUGAUGUUCAGGGCAUCCUGGGGAAAAGCUUUCAGCAGUGCACCGAGGAUUGCUCACAGAAGACGAAGGAGCUUGUCAUCGACAGGUGCAAUAAAAUAGAGUCCAAGCGCAAGAAACUGCAGAGGAGCCAGACCAAGGAAAAGAACCGUGUUCUGGAACAGACCCAGGCUCACGCUGACCUCCAGCAGCUCACCAAAGAGUACCAGGAGCUGCUGCUCAGACAUAGGCAGCAGACGUCUGAUCUGGAGCUGCAGCAGGAGAGCAGAGUGGCUGACGCUCUCAGUGACCUUUGGAGGAAACUACGUACUUCCUGGUCAAACAAUUUCAGAGACCAAACCAAGGACAGUUUCUUGGCCUCAGUCUCUGCCCAGUCCAACGUCUCUGCAGAACGCUGUGAGAAGAUGUGGACAGACCUAGAGCAGGAGGUAGAAGUACAACUGCAACAGGUGGAGUGCACAAUCGAGCUGCAACUGAAGAACGUGAGGUCUCAGCUGGACAAGGAUGGACAGAUGUGGACUGAGGAGAUGUCUUUGACACAGUCUUGUCUCAAACAUCUAAGUGAACAACAAUUGAGGAUUCUCACAGACAUGGUGUCCAGACAGAGCUACACUCUCAACAGGGAUGUAGGGCGGCUGGUGGAGAAGAAACAUGAGCACCUGUUGGCUGCAGUGCAGAGGAGUUUUGUGGUCAGACACUUCUGUCUUCACCUGCUGAAGGAGAUGAGGCUGUCCAAGCUGAAGGUGCUCUCUCAGACUGACUUCAGGGCCGUGUUGAUGGAAGAUCCCAGCAAAAGCUCACUCUGUGUCAGUUCAUCACUAAAGAACAGCAGUGCCAGUCUAGCAGAGAAACAUCUGGGCCCAGAGAGUCAACUGGUGAGCCACAGUUUCCAGCAGGAGUUUCUGUCCGAGUUGGAAACAGGAGUGGAGUUGCUUCAGAGCCACGCACAGAUGGUGGUUGGUCACGCCCUCAGUCAAGCUGUCCAGCAGAUGAUGGAGACCACAGCUUCAGAGUCAGGACUCUCUUCAAAAACAAAUGACAACUUAAAGCACCACUUGAUAGAGGCUGUGUCAGAAAGUGUUUACCUGACCAAAGACUCACUCACUGCUCUGGUCCAAAGCUACUAUUCACAUCUACAGGACCUGACCAGGAAUCUCCUGCAGGAACAGCCCAGACUGAACCAGGAGAUAAAUGAGAAGCAGGAGAGCAGCAGUCAGCUGAACAGAGCCCUGCAGAGGGAGCUGCUGAACUGGGGCAAAAAACCUACGUCUGCUGAGUUUCAACAGAGGGUUGAACUUAACAAAAGGAGAGCGUUGGAUCUCUGUGAUGUAAAACAAGAGAAGACGUAUGAGGAGCUGAGGCAGAAGAAAGUGGCCCAGGAUCGAGACAUUGAAAAGGUCAAAGGACAACUUGAGGAGGCUGAAGAGCAAUUCAUAAAUGAUCUGGCAAACUUGGCCCGAGUUUCUAUGCACAGUCCAGAACCAGAACCCAGCGAAGAAGCGAACAAUGCAGGUGAUCAGAGUUCUACAAUACUGGACCUGUUAGCCCUGAACCCAGCUCUGGAUCCUGCCAAGAAUCCAUCGCUGACUCCAACCGUUACAGCUCCAGUGGCUAAAUCCAAGAUAAAAAAGAAAAAAGCACAAAAGUCCCAUCUCAGCUGAGGGUGAUAACAUUGUGAUUUACAUUAAAGUUUACAUUUUAAUCAACCUUUUUUAGCAGGGCUGAUGCAUUAUAUAUAUGUGGGCAAAAUGUUCUGGAACAAUAACAGCUAUAUAAUGUUUAAAUGUGUCGGCUAAAGCUCAUUUGCUUCUGUAAUUGCAGUCAAGUUUAAAUCCUGCCAAUCUGUAAAGUAAUAAAUCUCUUCCAUAU